CAAACUGAGCAUGCUCCGCCAUACAUUGUAACAGCUAUGUCCAGAACAGAAGCAAUCAACUCAACAAGGUCUUCUAUAACUACAAUACUUGGCUGUGGGAAUGCUCUUGGCACACAAAUCCCACCAUUCUUUGUAUUUAAAGGGCAAAGAAUGAGGAAAGAACUCCUUGAGGGAUCAACACCGGGCUCUAGUGGCACAGUUACUGAUUCCGGUUGGUCAAACUCUGAUGUGUUCCUUGAAUAUCUACAGGAACAUUUCAUCAAAUAUGUACAACGUGGAAACAAGGAACAGCCAUUGCUACUUAUUUUUGAUGGACACAGAUCACACAUCAACAUGCCAGUUAUUGAAUGGGCACAACACAACAACAUUUUGCUCUUUGUGUUACCAGCACACACAAGUCAUGCACUGCAGCCACUUGAUGUUGGCUGUUUUGGCCCGUUGCAAAAGAUUUAUGAGUGCCAUAAAUUUCUCAGAGAAUGCCCAGAGACAAAAAUCACUCGGUAUAAUGUUGCAGCGCUUGGGUCUUCAUCUUAUGUCAAGGGCUUGUCUAAUUCAAACUUGAGGUCAGCAUUUGAGAAGACGGGCAUAUACCCUUUCAACCCAAGUGCAAUCAGCGAUGACCAGUUUGCACCAUCAAAGCCUUACUCAGAUGAAUUGAAACUCACUGAAACCCAAGAGAGUACUGCAAAUUGCCAACAUGGAAAUGAAAACACAUGUAGGGAAUUCUUCAGAGCAGCAGAAGAGUUUGUGGAGAAAAAAAAGGUGACAUAUAACAGUAAAAAACACAAUAAAGGUAUAAGUGGUGUUGUAGCUGGAAAGGAAAUAACAAAUCAUAACAUUGUAAAUGAAAUAGCUGAAAUUCAAAAGUCAAAGCCUAACAAGCAAAAGCAGAAAAUGUCAAAGAGUCUGCGUGCAUCUAGUUCAGAACCGAAGAAAAGGAUGACAAGUAAAGUACCCUCUGUGUCUGAACAUGUUGAAAGAAAGAAAAGAAAACUUGACUCUGCAGCUUCAUCACAAAAACCAGGUCCAUCUGGAUGCCAGAUUAUUCCAGUUAGUGACAGUGAGUCUGAUCUUUCAGCUGAAGAGGAGAUGUCUGCAGAUGACUUGUGCUGUGUAUGCAAGCAAUUCCAGCCAAAGGAAAUGAAAAACUGUGUAUCUCUUGUAUUUGUCAAGUGGGCUAAAUGUGAUGUUGAAGACUGUCCACACUGGACCCACUUGAAAUUCUGCUGUAACACUUCAGUUAUCAGAUUGAAUGACACCUUUUACUGCCCUUGUCAUAACAAGCCUAACACUGAAGAAUAAACUCAAAACUGUUUCAAAAGUCAUAAUGCUUACAGUCAUGUAACAUUUCAAUGACAAUAUUGAAUACCUAUGUUGAACCUAACUGUAGUUUAUGUUUUGUUAUAAGCAAUUUCAUUGGUGGUUCGAAAACAGGUACUUGUUUAUGACGCCAUAUUGGUUUCACAUGGGUUUGGAAAAUGCAAUUUAUUCUGCAUGCUGUUAUGCAGACUUUUUUUCUUGAGCAGGAAUAAAUGUGAGAAUGAGUACUUUACAUGUUUGUUAAACCUUAUUAUGUUGACAAAAUAUUUAAAUGCAGAUAAACCUGGCAUAUUUCUUAGAGGUCCGAAAACAGGUAUUUCCACGGUAGAAAUUAUAUAUAGAAGAACAGUAACUCUGUAUGGCACGGCCGCGAUUGACCUUGACCGUUGACAAGUUGAUGUUGUUUUAGUAAAAUCAUCGGAAAGCAAAGGAAUUAACGCAUUUGUAAGACAGCAGUUUGUUGUAGGAUUAUUUAAUCUAUCUGCAAGAUAAAGGAAUUAACAGGAAACGGACUAAAGCGGAAGUUUUAAAAGACAUUUCUGACAUCGUCUAAAUUAUCUGAUGAUUUUUCGAAAGGAUGGAACUUAAAAGUUUUUCAAAACCAGUUCAUAACCUGUAUAAAUGAGCUUCUGUGUUUUGUGAUUCUGUCAAAAUACAUUUCAUUUUUCAUUUUAUGGCUGGUAUUAAUCAACUAUAAUC
Mercenaria mercenaria is the source of this 2019-nucleotide messenger RNA. RefSeq lists its product as uncharacterized. Gene Ontology annotation, molecular function: DNA binding. The record is from RefSeq and is a predicted model, not a curated record. Gene Ontology annotation, cellular component: nucleus. The coding region runs from base 37 to 1302 and encodes 421 amino acids. The transcript has 3 exons. NCBI's taxonomy places the organism in Eukaryota, Metazoa, Mollusca, Bivalvia, Venerida, Veneridae.